GCGAUGGAGGGACGGAUGGAGAAGAAGCCCCCGCCCCGGGCCUGAUCUCCGGGACACCCGCCCCUCUCGCUGUCCCCCUCCCCUUGGGACCCGGCGGCCCGGAGCGCCUGGGCUCAUCCUCGCAGUGCCCGCCGCUGGGCGGGAUGCCAGGGCAGGCAGGACUCCGCGCAGGCGGGCGGGCGGGCAGGAAGCGCCGCGCCGGGGCCUCUGGGAGCGAGCGGGAGACUCCGGCGGCGACCGGCUCCCGGGCCUGGGCCGCGGCGGGGGAACAGAAUAGAAGGUACUGUGCUCAGUCCCCUGGGCUCUGACCUCUGCUGCUAUGUGGGGCUGCUAUUUGCCCAGGGCCUCUUGGGGCCCUGGUCUGGGAAGAGCUCUUCAGCCAGCAGAUGAACGUAUCCCUUUCCUGAUCCACUGGAGUUGGCCUCUUAAAGGGCAGAAUCCCAUUGGGCCCCCUAGGGCCUUUAUUCGCCACUAUGGAAGCUCAGCGGGCAGUGGUCCCCCAUCAGAGAGGCACGGGCAGUUGUUCCGGGGCAUCGCUGCAGCUGAAGCUAUCCAGCGGCAUCGCCGGAACCUGGCUGAAUGGUUCAGCCGGCUGCCCAGGGAAGAACGUCAGUUCGGCCCAUCCUUUGCACUAGACACGGUCCAUGUAGAUCCUGUAAUCCAAGAGAGCACCCCCGAUGAGCAUCGCCCACCAGCCGAGCUCGCCCUGGAGCAUCAGCCACCCUCAGCCGGGCUCCCCCUACUGGCCCUGUCUCAGCUCUUUGAUCCAGAUGUCUGCGGGCGCCGAGUGCAGACAGUGGUGCUCUAUGGGACGGUGGGCACAGGCAAGAGCACGCUGGUGCGCAAGAUGGUCCUGGACUGGUGUUACGGGCGGCUGCCAGCCUUCGAACUGCUCAUCCCCUUCUCCUGCGAAGACCUGUCAUCCCUGGGUCCUGCACCUGCCUCCUUGUGCCAGCUUGUGGCCCAGCGCUACACGCCCCUGAAGGAGGUUCUGCCUCUGAUGGCUGCGGCCAGGUCCCGCCUGCUCUUUGUGCUCCAUGGCUUGGAGCAUCUUAACCUCGAUUUCCGGUUGGCAGGCACUGGGCUUUGCAGUGAUCCCGAGCAGCCAGUGGCACCAUCUGCCAUCAUUGUCAACCUGCUGCGCAAGUACAUGUUGCCAGAGGCCAGCAUUCUGGUGACCACCCGGCCCUCUGCCAUUGGCCGUAUCCCCAGCAAGUAUGUGGGCCGCUAUGGUGAGAUCUGUGGCUUCUCUGAUACCAACCUACAGAAGCUCUACUUCCAGCUCCGCCUCAACCAGCCAGACUGCGGCCAUGGUGCUGGGGGAGUGGGGGUCACGCCGGCUCAGCGUGACAACCUGGUGGAGAUGCUCUCUCGGAACCUGGAGGGGCACCACCAGAUCGCCGCCGCCUGCUUCCUGCCCUCCUAUUGCUGGCUUGUCUGUGCCACCUUGUACUUCCUGCAUGCCCCUACCCCGGCCGGCCAGACCCUCACGAGCAUCUAUACUAGCUUCCUGCGUCUAAACUUCAGUGGGGAGAUGCUGGACAGCACUGAUCCCUCCAAGUUGUCCCUGAUGGCCUAUGCAGCCCGAACCAUGGGCAAGUUGGCCUAUGAGGGGGUAUCCUCCCGCAAGACGUACUUCUCUGAAGAAGAUGUCCGUGGCUGCCUGGAAGCUGGCCUCAAGACCGAAGAGGAGUUGCAGCUGCUGCAUGUCUUCCGCCGGGAUGCCCUGAGGUUUUUUCUGGCCCCGUGCGUGGAGCCAGGGCACCAGGGUACCUUCGUAUUCACUGUGCCCGCCAUGCAGGAAUACCUGGCUGCCCUCUACAUUGUGCUGGGUUUGCGGAAGACGACUCUACAGCGCGUGGGGAAGGAAGUGGCUGAGCUCGUGGGCCGUGUUGGGGAGGACGUCAGCCUGGUCCUGGGCAUUGUGGCCAAGCUGCUGCCCCUGCGGGCCCUGCCCCUGCUCAUCAACCUGCUCAAGGUGGUUCCACGAGUGUUUGGGCGCGUGGUGGGUAAGAGCCGUGAGGGAGUGGCCCAGGCCAUGGUGCUGGAGAUGUUCCGGGAGGAGGACUACUACAAUGACGACGUCCUAGACCAGAUGGGUGCCAGUAUCCUGGGUGUGGAGGGUCCCCGGCGCCACCCGGAUGAACCCCCAGAGGAUGAGGUCUUUGAGCUUUUCCCCAUGUUCAUGGGUGGGCUUCUCUCUGCCCACAACCGAGCUAUCCUGGCUCAGCUCGGCUGCCCCAUCAAGACCCUGGAUGCCCUGGAGAAUGCUCAGGCCAUCAAGAAGAAGCUGGGUAAGCUGGGCAGGCAGGUGCUGCCCCCCUCGGAGCUCCUCGACCACCUCUUCUUCCACUACGAGUUCCAGAAUCAGCGCUUCUCCGCUGAGGUGCUGGGCUCCCUGCGCCAGCUCAACCUGGCAGGCGUGCGCAUGACGCCCCUCAAGUGCACAGUGGUGGCAGCGGUACUGGGCAGCGGGAGGCAUGCCCUGGAUGAGGUGAACUUGGCCUCCUGCCAGCUGGACCCUGCUGGGCUGCGUACGCUCAGACCUGUCUUCCUACGUGCCCGGAAGCUGGGCUUGCAACUCAACAGCCUGGGCCCCGAGGCCUGCAGGGACCUCCGAGAUUUGCUGCUGCAUGACCAGUGCCAAGUUACCACCCUACGGCUGUCCAACAACCCACUGACAGCGGCAGGUGUGGCCCUGCUGGUGGAGGGGCUGGCAGGAAACACCUCGCUGAAACACCUGUCUCUGCUGCACACGGACCUGGGGGACGAGGGCCUACAGCUGCUGGCUGCCCAGCUGGACCGUAAUCAGCAACUACAGGAGCUGAACGUGGCCUACAAUGGUGCUGGUGAUGCAGCAGCUCUGGCCUUAGCCAAGGCUGCCCGGAAGCAUCCUUCUCUGGAGCUGCUGCACCUCUACUUCAAUGAGCUGAGCUCAGAGGGCCGCCAGGCCCUGCGGGACUUGGGGAGCACCACUGAGGGUGGUGCCCGGGUCGUGGUGUCGCUGACAGAGGGGACGGCAGUGUCUGAGUACUGGUCAGUGAUCCUGGGUGAAGUCCAGCGGAACCUCAACAGCUGGGAUCGGACCCGGGUCCGGCGCCACCUUGAACUGCUGCUGCGGGAUCUGGAAGAUAACCGAGGAGCCACCCUAAAUCCUUGGCGCAAGGCCCAGCUGCUUCGAGUGGAGGGCGAGGUCAGGGCCCUCCUGGAGCAGCUGGGAGGCCGUGGAAGCUGAGACCAUGGCCACAGGCACCUAGCUGUGUGUCCCCUGGCCCCAAGCCCCUUCCGUCUGUGGCCUCCUGGCUUUCACUACUACUUCUGGAAAGAUCCCUUUGAGGCUGGAGGCAAAGGAAUGUGCACAGAUCUGUCAAUUGCCCUGCUGGGGCACGUCCAACCAGUGCUCCCAUGUCUGGAAUUUCCAGGGUCCUGGAACAUGCCUCUUCUCCCUUCGGCUAGAAGGACAGAAGGGUGUGGCAUUUUGGUGGUCGUAUUGCCCUGUAGCACCACCACCAACCUUGCCUCUCCCACCUUGCAAAGAGCCUUGGAUUGUGCCACCAGGGGGCACACUUCUCCCAUCAGCCAUCCAGAUGUGUGGGAGGGCCUUCACAUCCUGCCUUUAUGCCUUCUGUGGACACCCAGGAUGCCCGCAGCCACUUCCCCUCUCACUGGUGCUCUCUCCUCCUCCUGCCCCUUUCACCACAGCGGUACCUAGGCUCGGUGGCCUCUAUGGGUGUGGGCACUGACUUGCUGUUGUUAAAGAUCUGUGUCUUCCACCUA
Vicugna pacos (alpaca) is the source of this 3777-nucleotide messenger RNA. It is a transcript of the gene NLRX1, whose product is annotated as NLR family member X1. Gene Ontology annotation, molecular function: protein binding. NCBI's taxonomy places the organism in Eukaryota, Metazoa, Chordata, Mammalia, Artiodactyla, Camelidae. The record is from RefSeq and is a predicted model, not a curated record.